CGCGGCUCGGUGUCUUUCCCGCCAUGUCGUUCGUGGAGAGCGCGAAGCGCGCCUCUUUGCAGCGCCGCCGUCGCGGCACCCCCGUCCCUUUCGCUCGGCCGAGGUUAUCCGCCUUGACUCAAGGGGACAGUUGGGGUGAAGGUGAAGUCGACGACGAGGAGGGAUACGACCAAGUAGCCCGCGACCUGCGGGCGGAACUGUCCGCGGGGGCGUCGCCGGAGCCUAGAAAGGGCGCGCUGCUCCCGCCGGAAAAGGACGGCUCUCCCGUCCUGCCCGACAAACGCAACGGCUUCUUCUCGGCGGAGGCGCGCGGCCCAGCCCGGGCGCGGCGGUGGCCGGUGCAGGUCCUCUCAAUUCUCUGUGCGCUGCUGUUUGCCGUCCUCCUCGCUUGCCUUCUCGCCAUCGCCUACCAGAUCGUGAAAGACUUACAUGCUGAGAAUUUGAAGAAUGAAGAUGACGUAGACACGGGGCUAUUAGGAUUCUGGACUCUACUUAUAAUAUCCCUAACUGCUGGGUUCUCCUGCUGCAGCUUUUCUUGGACAGUGACUUACUUUGACUCUUUUGAGCCAGGAAUGUUUCCUCCUACUCCUCUUUCACCUGCCAGGUUCAAGAAACUUACUGGACAUUCUUUCCACAUGGGCUAUAGCAUGGCAAUUUUGAACGGCAUUGUAGCUGCUCUUACUGUUGCAUGGUGCCUCAUGUAAACCUGCACUGAAACAGUAUUCUUGGCAAAGCUUAGUCAUGAUUGCUUUGUAGUACCAGGGAAGAAGAUCAUUGCCUACUCAGAAGACCAAGAAACCUGCUGUUCGUUAUGUGAUUCCGAUGUCUGCCAUAUCAUCAUUAUGGAGGACCUUCUUAAGCAUCGUUCUUCAACCUAGGCACUGGGUUAUCUGAAUAUUAAGUUUCAAGUAGUUUCUUAAAAUUGUAAGAUGUUUACCUUAUCUCUUUUGUGUGUGUUAUUUUUCUAAGCUGUAGAAAGCAUUUUAAUGGAAAUCAAACUGGAAAACUUGAAUACAGCAUAUACCUUCCCAUGUGUAUACUACAUUUUUCCUAAGGAAUGCUGAUAAUAUAUCUUGAGAUAGAUAUAUCUUUAUUCAUUAUGUCAGGAAAGCAAACAAUGCCCACUACUUUGACAUUUUAUAGAAGCUACUUUUAAAUCUAAAUAUUUAGGUUUUUUAUAUUCAUAUAAUCAAUAGAAGGUGCAUUUAUAUAUUUUAAUGGUGCAUAGUUUCUUGUGUGUUUUUAUUUACAUAUUUCCUACCACAUUAAAUUUGUAUGUUUUAAAAAUUGUUACAUCUAGACUAAUAUAAAUGUUAUUCUUUAGCUGGCGCAAACCUAAUACCUACCAUUUUUAAAAAUGGCUUCUUUUUUUAAA
This is a messenger RNA of Myotis lucifugus (little brown bat), 1375 nucleotides long. It is a transcript of the gene ARL6IP6, whose product is annotated as ADP ribosylation factor like GTPase 6 interacting protein 6. Bases 24 to 704 code for a protein of 226 amino acids. The record is from RefSeq and is a predicted model, not a curated record. The transcript is spliced from 4 exons. Lineage: Eukaryota; Metazoa; Chordata; Mammalia; Chiroptera; Vespertilionidae.